AUGAAUAAAAAUCAAUCAGCACAUUAUAUUACAAAUAACUAAUCGUAUGGUGAUGGUUGGCUAUUACACAGUGGGUAACAAUAAGUGGAUAUGACAUCAUGUCCUGUACCUACCUACGCUGAAAUAGUACGUCAAAUGCAAGACUUUAGAAGAGCAGAGAAAUUACUCAAAAAUAAACUGGUUGCUCAAACUAUCGGACUUGAGUUGUCUUAACCCAUUUCUGAAGAAGAAAAACAACGCAGGAAAUUAGAUAACAAGGUCCCUUCAAAGAAGUUUCAUGUCACUGAAUAGGAAUACAAGGCUCCUCCUUAAGGAAUUAAUGUUGGAUUACCAAUUUAUGAGACAUCUAAUAUGUAAUAUGGACAAUUGAAUCCAACUUCAUUUGAGUUGAUUGAGAAAUAUUAUCCUAGAGAUGCUCGAUUCACUUAAGCCUUCUUGGGAGACACCUACAAAUUUGAUGGAUUGAACACUAGCACUGGUUUCUCAAAAGUUCAUAAGAAAUUAGAUGAAUAUUGA
Messenger RNA from Paramecium tetraurelia, 516 nucleotides. RefSeq lists its product as uncharacterized. Gene Ontology annotation, cellular component: axonemal microtubule. The record is from RefSeq and is a predicted model, not a curated record. Gene Ontology annotation, biological process: axoneme assembly. NCBI's taxonomy places the organism in Eukaryota, Ciliophora, Oligohymenophorea, Peniculida, Parameciidae. The transcript is spliced from 3 exons.